This is a messenger RNA of Cucurbita pepo subsp. pepo (vegetable marrow), 1369 nucleotides long. Lineage: Eukaryota; Viridiplantae; Streptophyta; Magnoliopsida; Cucurbitales; Cucurbitaceae. The record is from RefSeq and is a predicted model, not a curated record.
AAAUUAAAAUUAAGAAGGUCGUCUAGAAAUCCAAAGGAAAAAAAAGGAAAAGAAGAGUUAGGAAGGAGUGAAAGAUAUCCGUCUCCACUGUCCACCUCUCCGGUGUUAUGAAUCCACCGGGGUGGCGUUGAGAGCCUUCACAAAACCCUUGCUUUCCUGUAUACGACUCUCUCCCUUCUCUCUCAUCUGCGUCUAGGGCAACCAUGGCCCACGGUGGCUACGGCAAGCGCAGGGUGAACCCGGCAGCGCGCCGAUCGAAGGCUUUAGCUGUUGAGAAGAAGCCCAAGUCCGUCUCCCUCAAGAACCAGAUUCGAUCCGCUGAGCGCAUGCUUCGCAAGUUCUUUCCCAAAACAGAAAAAUAUUUAGCUUUAUUUACUGGAAGUGAUGAUUCGGACACGGUUGAUAGGAGGAAUAAGUUGCGCAAGCAGAUAAAAGCCAAUCUAAUUGCUGCUGCAGCCAGUGGAAAGGAUUUAGAAGGUAGUGAGGAUGAUGGGUUACUUGACAUGAGUGAGGAUGAUUUCUUCGUAUCUGGUAGCUCAAGUGAUGAAGCAGAUGCAGAUGAUGAAUGGACAGAUAAAAGUGCAAGGGAACAUGCUUCCAGUACUUCUGGCAAGGCAGCAUCAGGCAUGUCUAGCGAUGAAAGAAAUCAUCAGAGGCAGCAGAUCUCUGCCAGAGCCUUAAUGCCACCUCCCCGUCCAACCAAAUCAUUUCCAAGUUCAGCUCAAGCUCGGUCAAAACCAGGGUCUUCAUUAAGAAAAUUUUCGACAAAUCGUAGGGCCGAGGUUUCUUCAUCCAGCAAUACAUCAAGUAGCAGAAGUGGAUCUUCUUUCAAGGCUAGGGUUUCCUCAAACUCUCAUACAGGUCACAGCAGUAAUAUAAGUUCCAAUUCUGAUGCUCACAAACCCCGAAGAAAGAGGAGGCCUAAAAAGAAAAAGCAGCAGGCAUGAUAGAUAGGCGUCGGCUCCCUAUAACCUGACUUCUGAAGCGGUUUGUGAAAUUUUAACCCAACCAUGGAUGUAUCUAAGUCUGCUCUCGACCAGUUUGGAGGUUUGCUUGCUUGCACUAUAUAUAUAUAUAUACUAGGAGGAGUUGGGAAAAUCAUUUCCUUUAGUUCUGAAAUGAUAUGUGAUCUUUUAUUAUGGUUCUUUUUGUGUUGUUUCUUUGUUUUCUAUACGGUUGCAACUUGUAGUGGGACCUGAAUCUUAUGUAGUUCCGUGCUGCUGCUUCUUGUGUGGCCUCUUGAAACUAGUCCACUUAAAUUACUUGUUCUUCGGGAAUGAAUAGUUACAUUGCUCAUUCCCCUAUGAUCCAUUCCCAACAAUUGAGUUAUGUUACCAAAACCAAUUCAUUCACUACGCUGUUUUCUUCU